AUGGUCACGCCGGCCAGCUCCAGCCCAAGUGUCCUCUCUAGAACCAGCCGAGAAACUGAAACUGCCCAAGCGGCCGGGUUCUUCGGCGAACACCCAGCGGCCAGCGCUCGCUCUACUCGUCAGGCUUCCACCGGCGCCACCGCCGGAAGCUUCGGGCGGUGGGUCGUCUUCUCGCCGGCGCGCUCGCGCCGCCCCACCGACCUCAAGUCGCACAACCCCACCGCCAACCCUAGCUCCGGCCCCGGCGCCGACACCCCCAAGCUGUCCUGCCCCUUCUGCGCCGGCCGCGAGUCCGAGUGCGCCCCCCAGAUCUUCCGCGUGCCGCCCGACGACGCGCUGCCGUGGCGGAUCCGCGUCAUCCAGAACCUCUAUCCCGCGCUGCGGCGCGACAUCGAGCCGCCGCCCGCGCCCGAGCCGGAGGUGGUUGACGGGGAGGCGGAGGCGGAGGAGCAGCCCGGGGAGCGCGCUGUGCGCGGGUUCGGGUUUCACGACGUGGUCAUCGAGACGCCGCGCCACGACGUCCGGCUGUGGGACCUGGGCGCAGAGGGGGUCCGCGACGUGCUGCUCGCCUACGCGGCGCGCGUGCGGCAGCUCCGGGAGCACCCCGCGGUGAAGUAUGUUCAGGUGUUUAAGAACCAUGGGGCAUCUGCUGGAGCGUCAAUGGCACAUUCACACAGCCAGAUGCUGGGAACUCCCUUUGUCCCUCCCUCUGUUACAUCUCGGCUUAACUGCAUGAAGGGGGUUUUUGAUAGAUCAGGGAACUGCAGCCUUUGCGAGAUUAGGUCCAAAGAUAUCCUGAUCAGCGAGACACCCUAUUUUUCUGCGAUUGUUCCUUUUGGUGCAUCAUAUCCAUUUGAGAUAUGGAUUAUUCCCCGGCAACAUCUUUCUUAUUUUCAUGAAAUUGAUGAGGCUAAGGCACUGGAUCUUGGAUCUCUGUUGAAGACAAUGCUACAAAAGCUGUCUAAGCAGCUCAAUGACCCACCAUUCAAUUUUAUGAUCCACAGCACACCAUUUGGGCUCUCAUCAUCCUGCCUGCCUUAUGCGCACUGGUUCCUUCAGAUCGUGCCCCAGUUAAGUGUAAUAGGCGGGUUUGAGCUUGGAAGUGGGUGCUACAUCAAUCCAGUUUUUCCUGAGGAUGCUGCCAAGAUUUUGAGGGAACUUGACUGUUCAACCUAGCUGGCGGUUUUUUCUCGCAGGAGAGCUGCUGCGUAUCAUUGCAUUAAGAAAGAAGAUCCUAGCUGGCGGUUGGUAUCUGAUUGUUCACUAAAUAUGAAAGAAAGCUAUGUUCCACAAUACUUUCCCUGAAA
Molecule: messenger RNA, 1307 nt
Organism: Panicum virgatum (switchgrass)
Lineage: Eukaryota; Viridiplantae; Streptophyta; Magnoliopsida; Poales; Poaceae
Product: ADP-glucose phosphorylase-like
Exons: 4
Coding region: 1-1176 (391 amino acids)
Biological process (GO): beta-D-galactose catabolic process via UDP-galactose, Leloir pathway
Molecular function (GO): zinc ion binding; UDP-glucose:hexose-1-phosphate uridylyltransferase activity
Source: RefSeq, a predicted model, not a curated record